Messenger RNA from Durio zibethinus, 2120 nucleotides. Its product is annotated as mitotic checkpoint serine/threonine-protein kinase BUB1. The record is from RefSeq and is a predicted model, not a curated record. Gene Ontology annotation, molecular function: protein kinase activity; ATP binding. Lineage: Eukaryota; Viridiplantae; Streptophyta; Magnoliopsida; Malvales; Malvaceae. Gene Ontology annotation, biological process: meiotic sister chromatid cohesion, centromeric; mitotic spindle assembly checkpoint signaling; protein phosphorylation.
UCAUUUAAUUUUAACGUGGAUCAAAAAAUAUUUUUUAAAAAUAAUUCUUAAAAAAAAAUGGGGCCCACCGGCGCUGAAUUUGAAAAGCAAAGAUUUCCCUCUCAUUUUAAUCCUCCGUCGUUUCAUACUGAGAAAGAAGUGGAGAAAAAAAAAAAAAAAAAAAAAAAACUAUGGAUGUUACUCUGACAGAGUCGAACGAUUCCUCCUCUGCUCACGACCCUCUCUUCCCAUGGCUCCUGUCGAUCAAGAAGGCAUUAGACGAAUGGUACUCAGGGAACCGCACUGAUGCAGAUCUCGACAAGCUUUUAUCAGAUUGUAUCUCCACUUUCAAGCACAUUGCCCAGUACCGAAACGACCUUAGAUUUCUCAAGAUUUGGUUCAUUUAUUUGGAAGGCAGUAAAGAUUUCGGAAGUAUUUUUAGAGAAAUGGAGGAGAAUGAGAUAUGUAUUGGACAUUCUCUACUUUAUGAAUGGUAUGCAUAUUUCCUUGAAGCCAAGGGGAAGUGGAAGGAAGCACACAUGGUUUACCAGAUUGGCAUUUCAAGGAAAGCUGAGCCGCUUGAGAAGCUGAAGGGGGCACAAUCCUUAUUUGUUAAAAGAAUGUCUGAAAGGCUUAACACUUCCUCAUUUGGGAAGAUUGACAGAGGCGAACAAGAUGAGUUUGGCAAAAAAUUUAUUAAUCCAUGGUCCACCUUCACCAUGGAAGAGCUUUCAAAGAAGAUACAUCCUCAAAUUACAAACUAUGAUGGAUACCACCUGAGUAAGAAAGUUUACUCUGGAAAAGUGGCCUUAUCUUUGUUGAAGAAAUCGUCAAGGAAUAAAAUUAUUGAGAUUGGAGGAAAGAAGUAUCAGAUCAAGGGGUGUGCUGGUCAGGGUGGGUUUGCUCAAGUAUUUAAAGCAUACAUUGAUAGCAAUCCUCAUGAUGUUGUUGCAUUAAAGAUACAAAAGCCUGCUUUCCCUUGGGAAUUCUACAUGUACCGUCAACUUGAUGAACGCAUCUCAGACAGACAGAGAUCAAGCUUUGGUUUUGCUCAUAAAAUUCAUAUCUAUUCCGACUGUAGCAUACUCAUAUGUGACUAUCUAUCUCAUGGGACACUUCAGGAUGCCAUUAAUUCUUAUGUGGUUACUGGCAAGGCCAUGGAAGAGGUAUUGUGUAUUUUUUACACUACAGAGAUGCUUUACAUGUUGGAAACUUUGCAUGGUGUUGGCAUCAUUCAUGGUGAUUUCAAGCCUGAUAAUCUUCUCAUUCGCUAUUCUAAGGAUGACCUCUCGGAAGAAGGGUUUAAAGAUCGAACUGGCCGUUGGCGUGAUCAGGGUCUUUGCCUUGUUGACUGGGGUAGGGGUAUAGAUAUGCAUCUAUUUCCAGACAACACAGAAUUUACAGGUGAUUGUCGAACUUCCGGGUUUCGUUGUAUUGAAAUGCGAGAGAAAAAGCCAUGGACUUUCCAGGUGGACACAUAUGGCCUAUGUGUUGUUGUCCAUAUGAUGCUGCAUAAUGCUUACAUGGAGAUUGAAAAAAAAGCCUCAGACAAUGGCUACAUUUAUCUGCCAAAAUCAUCUUUUAAACGAUAUUGGAAUGUUGACCUAUGGAAGAAUCUCUUUACAAAGCUGCUUAAUGUUAGCCCAGGCAACAAUGAUAGAGAGUUGUUGCAUAGCUUGAGGAAGUCAUUCCUGGACUACAUGCAUGAUAACCCACUGCUUGUAAAGAAAUUAAAGGAAUUGCUUGUGAAACAACGGGCUACCUUGUGUUCUGCUUAAUGAACCUUUGGUCAUCAGCAUUCCAGAAGAUAUUUCGCAACAUUCUUGUAAUUUUUUAGUGGAUAACAAGUUGGAAGUUGCUAUCUAAAACUGAUUUAAACGGAGAAAUCUCUUGACUUCUUCAUAAUAGAUCAUAUGUACAGCCAUAAAUUCUAGCAUCAGUUUGUUGUUAUAUUGCUGUAUUUUGCUAGUAUACAGGUACAAUUUUACAGCCUGGUGGGUAGUCCAUUGUAAAAGAACUUUCCGGGUAGUCUUUCAGAAGAAUUGAUUCAAUGAUGUAUGAAUAGCUACUACUAAUGUUUUUCAGGAUUAUGGCAGGCAGCAAUAGAUUUGGUAACUUCAAAUAUGAUACAGUUAUAUGAA